Messenger RNA from Fonsecaea erecta, 1749 nucleotides. RefSeq lists its product as hypothetical. Gene Ontology annotation, cellular component: transcription factor TFIIIC complex. The record is from RefSeq and is a predicted model, not a curated record. Gene Ontology annotation, molecular function: histone acetyltransferase activity. The transcript has a single exon. Gene Ontology annotation, biological process: transcription initiation at RNA polymerase III promoter. Lineage: Eukaryota; Fungi; Ascomycota; Eurotiomycetes; Chaetothyriales; Herpotrichiellaceae. Bases 1 to 1749 code for a protein of 582 amino acids.
AUGGAAACUCUCAGAGGCCAUCUGGAGCCCGUCACUCUGCCCUACUGGCCAACUUGCAAAAAUGCGCUGACUUGGUCACCCGAGGAUUUGGCAGUCGCUGCAGGUGAGCUGGUGCAUAUCUUAACGCCUCGCGAUGCAUCCCGCUCUCUGGGUGAUCCAGGGCACAAGCAGUGGCACACAUUUACUCUCCGCGUCAACCAGUUCGAGCCGUCCGAAUGGCCUUUUCAGGAAUUGGCCACUAUUACGCAGUUUUCCGUAGGAGAGGAACUGUCUGAGUCUACAGUUGUGUCACUUUCAUGGUCUCCAGCCGGACUGGGUAUUUACAGAAGAAGUGUCCUUGCUGUUUUGACGUCAAAUCUCAUCCUCUCGCUCUGGGAGUCGAAUGGGAGACUUGGGGUUUGGCAGCGAACGGCGAUUAUCAAUCAAUAUCUUCCUAGUGACGAGCAGCUCAAUAAUCCCCGAGAAAAGCGACGAGUGCGAGCCUUCCACUGGCUACCGGCCCUCUCGCUGUCCAAGGGAUUCAGGUGGGGCUCUCAACUCGUGGCUUUGGCCGAUGAUGAUUUCACGGUCCUGUUCUUUCACCUUUACAAAACCAACGGCGCUAUAUACGGAGAUUGGUCAUGCAAGCUUCUGGCGCAGUACAGAUUCCCCGGUCUCCAGCACUUGGAUGCAAGUGCAAUGAAAAGGCUCGGUCUGCGAACCAUUCUGGCUCGAUCCUCACCCAUCUCGAAUUUGGAGACAAGCAAAUGGCGAUUCGAAGAUGACCUAAGUAAGCCCUCAGGAACAGCAGCUCUGGAUGUCAAGGUAAGCUUUGGCCAGUGCAGUGAGGCGGAGUAUCUGUCCCUACGAGUCAAGUGGAUGGAUGAAGCCAAUAGCAGAAAUCAACGUGAGCUGGCGCUUUCGGUUACACCUUUAAAGUCAGCGUCGAGCUUCUCGUACUCGGAAAUGCCCAACCAGAGCCAAUUUGAUUCGGCAAUUCAGAAACCUCGUUCAGAUUUCGACCGCAACUUUGGGCUCGGGGGUAGGAUUCGCAUACACUAUUGGGGUGCUGUAUUCUCUCCCGACCGUACUCUUGCAGCGGCAUGCAUCUCACUGCACCCUUCAGACAUGAUUGAGUACGGCAUCCCUUCAAGCCAACGGACGACAGUGGUGUUCAUGCGCCUGCACGAGCCACUGACGUCGGAUAACAGCUCAGAAACUCCGUCAGAGGUGCAGAAGCGCAUUCUUGAGUUUCUGAGGGACUUGCCACUUGGUUUGGUGAAAACCGACCUGGAUAAACAUAUUGUGCGGACCGCCGCUGCCCUGAUCAAACUGGAUUCCACAAGUUUCUCGUCACUCACCCAAUGGGCAGAUGAUCUGCUGAAUCUACUUCCGACGAAAGUUUCCGGUCAAAACCCCAGUAGCUUUGAUCAGCGACCGUCUGAUAAUGACACAGACCAUGCCGCAACUACUGGAUCGGGCGGCGAAAAUACCGUUCUGGCUGACGAAUUUUGCGAGCUCUGCGGUGACAUCAUACCAUUUUCAGCAGACCCAAGUCGAGCAAGGUGCAAUCGGGGCCAUCAUUUCAGUCGGUGCAGUCUUUCCUUCGUUGCCAUCCAAGAGCCUGGAAUUUCCGUUUAUUGUUCUAAAUGCGGUAGGCAAUUCCUCGACCCUGGCAAGCUGGAAUGCGCCGAUGGUCCAAGCUUGAGUCAAGCGCUAUUCGACCACUUCGAUGUCUGCCCGUACUGCCAAGGCAAGUUCCGGGGCUGA